AUGGAGCAUACCCAGCCGCAGCCGCCAAGUCCAUUGACCAGGUCCUGGAACGGGCUCGCGCUGAGCAACAACGCGAGGCCGACGAGCUCUCCGACUGGCGCAUCCGCAACAACGGCAGCUGGGACGAGCCGGACACCCGCAGGCCGUUUUGACGGCCUCGCCCCGCUCGCCUCGGAGGUAUCCACUCAACGAGGGCGCCCAUACCCACGAGCACUCGCACUACGGCCCUCGGAGCUGCGGCCGCACUGUCUGGCACGAGACCGACUACAAGUGUGGCAGCCUUUCAAGGAACGGUCCACACGAGACGAGGACGGGUGCGAGGCAGUAAACAUCACACAGCAGGACAUCGAACGCAUCCUCCUGACCACGGUCUCGGCAUACGCAACAGGCACGCGCGAAUCGUACGGCGCAGGGCUGCUCGCCUUCCAUGCCUUCUGCGACGCGCGGGACUUCGAAGAGCGACUGCGGGCACCGGCGAGUCACACACUCAUACUCACCUUCAUAGCGAACUGCGCCGGCAUCUACAGCGGCGCCACGGUGCGCAACUACGUCGCCGGGGUUCACGCAUGGCACACCAUACAUGGGCAACACUGGAGAAUCCACGCCGACGAGCUCAAUGCGCUCCUCAAAGGAGCCGACCGCCUCGCACCUCCCGCGUCCAAGCGACCGAAGCGACUCCCGGUGCUAAUCACCUUCCUCACAGCUGCCAAAGCCCAGCUUAACCUGAGCGAGCCACUCGACGCAGCCGUCUGGGCAUGUCUCACGACCGUCUUCUUCUCGGCGGCGAGGCUGGGCGAAUUCACACAGCACAGCCUCAACAGCUUCCGACCAAAUCUGCACGUCAAACCGUCCGACGUACGACAGGACGAAGACAGGCACGGGUACAAGGCAACGGUCAUCCACCUUCCCACCACCAAGGUCGCACCGCUCGAAGGCGAGGACGUCUACUGGGCUGCACAGCCGGGGGCACCAGCGGACCCCGAAGAGGCGUUCGCAAACCACAUGCGGGUCAACCAACCAGACCCCGGUGGCCAUCUUUUCGCAUGGAAACACGCCCAGGGCCCGCGCGCGCUGACAAAGUCGGCUUUCCUCAAGAGGAUGGACAGCGUCGCGUCGCGCCUCGGGGAGGUGCCCAUGAAAGGCCACGGACUCCGCAUAGGAGCCACCCUCGAGUACCUCCUGCGAGGCGUCCCAUUCGACGUCGUGAAGGCCAUCGGGCGGUGGAGUGGCGAGAGCUUCAAGCUCUAUCUACGCAAGCACGCCACCAUCCUCGCACCCUACCUCCAGAGCUCGCCGGUGCUCGACAACGUCACGCGCUACACCAUGCCGCCGUUAUCAGCGCGGCAAUAA
Molecule: messenger RNA, 1350 nt
Organism: Fomitopsis serialis
Lineage: Eukaryota; Fungi; Basidiomycota; Agaricomycetes; Polyporales; Fomitopsidaceae
Exons: 1
Coding region: 1-1350 (449 amino acids)
Biological process (GO): DNA recombination; DNA integration
Molecular function (GO): DNA binding
Source: RefSeq, a predicted model, not a curated record